AUGGGGCGGCUGUGGGGUGAGGAGGGGGCUGUGGGCGCUGCGGACACGGGGGGGGGGAGGGGGUUUGGUGUCCCCCGGGGGGGGUCGGGGGGUGCCGGGGGGGCGGGGGGGGGAUGGGGUCGGUGUGGAAGCGGCUGCAGCGCGCGGGAAACGGGCGGCCAAGGUGCGCUUCGUGGCGGUGUUCGAGGAGCUGCUGGUGGAGGGGGGCAAGAGAUGCCCCACAGCUGGCAGCCCGGCAUCGAGAACCCGUACCGGGGGAUGGUCGUGUGGGUGGUCCCCGAGAGCAUCGAGGUCGUCGUCACCCUCUACCGGGACCCCCACGCCCCCACCUACGAUGACAAGGAGUGGACCUUCCUCAUCGAGAACGAGUCGCGGGGGCGGCGCUCGGUGGUGGCGGGGGCUCCGGUGGACUUGGGGCGCUUGGUGGGCCCCACGGCGGGGGGGGACGGGACCCCCGUAUCGCUGUCCCUCCCCCUGCGCCCCCGGUCGCGCAAGGUGGCGGCCGCCAGCCUCCGCCUGCGCCUCAGCGCCACCGUCCUGCACGAGGGGCACCCGACCGAGGAGGACAUGCAGAGCGUGGCCAGCCUGCUGAGCCGCCCGGGGGACGUGGCCGACCUGGGGGACUUCGAGAGCGACCCCGACGAGGAGGAGGAGGAGGGCGAGGAGGAAGGCCGGGGGGGCCCGCGGCGGGGGAGCACCCCCUCUGUCCCCCGAGAGUCACCCCGGGAGCUGCAGGCGGUGGCGGAGGAGGAGGAGCAGGAGGAAGAGCAGGGGGGCAGAGGCCCCCCCGCAAAGAAGGGCGACCACAGGGCCCCCCCCCCGACACGGGGAGCACAGGGGGACCCCCCCAGCAGCGGGGGGCACCCGGGCACCCCCCUCGAUGUAACAGCGCCCGCCCCGGGGGGCAGCGGGGGGCUGCUGGCGUGGUGCCAGGCGGCCACGGCCGGGUAUCGGGGCGUCCGGGUCACCAACUUCAGCACGUCCUGGCGCAGCGGCUUGGCCUUCUGCGCCCUCCUGCACCGGCACCGGCCCGAGCUGCUUGACUACGAGUCCCUGGACCCCCUCGACAUCAGGGGCAACAACAAGCUGGCGUUCGACGCCUUCUCGGCGCUGGGGGUCCCGCGGCUGCUGGACCCGGCCGACCUGGUGCUGCCGCCGGCGCCCGACAGCCUGGGGGUCCUCACCUACCUCAGCCAGGUGCGGGCCCGCCUGCAGCCCCCCCCGGGGGUCCCCCCCGACCCCCGGCUGGGCGCCGUGGGGGGGGGGCCCCCCCGGAUCCGCCCGGACCCCCAGCCCCGCCCGGACCCCCAGCUCUGUAUCAUUGAGGGGGGGUCCCCCCAGAUCCAGCCGGACCCCCAGCUUGGUGCCGUUGAGGGGGGGACUCCCCAGAUCCACCCGGACCCCCAGCUCUGCCCGGACCCCCAGCUCCGUAUCAUUGAGGGGGGGUCCCCCCGGAUCCACCCGGACCCCCAGCUCCGCCCGGACCCCCAGCUCUGUAUCAUUGAGGGGGGGUCCCCCCAGAUCCAGCCGGACCCCCAGCUUGGUGCCGUUGAGGGGGGGUCUCCCCGGAUCCAGCCGGACCCCCAGCUUGGUGCCGUUGAGGGGGGGUCUCCCCGCAUCCACCCGGACCCCCAGCUCUGCCCGGACCCCCAGCUCCGUAUCAUUGAGGGGGGGUCACCCCGGAUCCACCUGGACCCCCCGCUUGGCACUGUUGAGGGGGGGCCCCCCCGGAUCCAGCCGGACCCCCAGCUCCAUAUCGUUGAGGGGGGGUCCCCCCGGAUCCAGCCGGACCCCCAGCCCCACCCGGACCCCCAGCUCCAUAUCAUUGAGGGGGGGCCCCCCCGGAUCCAGCCAGACCCCCAGCUUGGCACUGUUGAGGGGGGGCACCCCCAGCCCCACCCGGACCCCCAGCUCCAUAUCAUUGAGGGGGGGUCACCCCGGAUCCAGCCGGACCCCCAGCUUGGCGCCGUGGAGGGGGGCCCCCCCCAGCCCCACCUGGACCCCCAGCUCCAUAUCAUUGAGGGGGGGUCCCCCCAGAUCCACCUGGACCCCCCGCUUGGCACUGUUGAGGGGGGCCCCCCCCAGCCCGACCCGGACCCCCAGCUCCGUAUCAUUGAGGGGGGGUCCCCCCGGAUCCAGCCGGACCCCCAGCUUGGCCCCAUCGAGGGGGGGACUCCCACAGACCCCCAGCUUGGCACCACUAAUAGGGGGGGGCCCCUCCAGAAGGCCCCGGACCCCCAACUUGGCUCCGUUGGGGGGCCCCCACGGACACCCCCAGACGCAAGGCUUGGCACUGGCCAGGGGGGGCCCCCCCAGAAGCUCCCGGACCCCCAGCUCAGCACCAUCGAGGGGGGGGCCCCCCCAGACCCACAGCUCGGCACCACUAAUGGGGGGCCCCCCCGGACGCCCCCAGACCCACGGCUUGGCUCCAUUGAGGGGGGGCCCCCCCGGACACCCCCAGACCCACAGCUCAGCACUGUCAAUGGGGGCCCCCCCACGGACCCCCAGCUCGGCACCACUAAUGGGGGGCCCCCCCAGACCCCCCCUGACCCCCACCGUGGCGCUGUCGAGGAGGGGCCCCCCCAGACCCCCCCCCCCAUCCGAGGGGUGCAGCGGGGGGGCAUCCGCAAAGGACGCUGGGCCUGGGCCCCCCCCGGGGGCGCUGGUGCCCCCCGCGCCUGCACCGCCCCGGGGGGGCAGGGGGUCGCCCCCCCCCGCAGCCGCCCCCCCCGGGCCCCGCGCCCCCCCCCCCGCACCAAGACCCUCGCCCACCUGCGUGACGCCGACCUGCUGCGGAGACGGCGCUCGGCGCGGCGCGGGGACCCCCCCACGGGUGACAGGGACGUCGCGCCCCCCCCGGCCCCGCCCCCCUCCGACCCCCCGGCGGAGCCCGGCCCCACAGAGGAGGAGACCCCGCGGCUGCGGGACGCGGGGCAGUUCGUGGGGGCCGAGCUGGCGGCGCUGGAGCGGGAGCAGACGCGUGUGGACGCCCGGGCCGUCGCCCUCGAGCGGGAGCUGCGCGGCCUCAUGGAGUCGGGCGCCGACCCCCCCCGCGAGGAGCAGCUCAUCCAGGAGUGGCUCUCGCUGGUCAACCAGAAGAACGCGCUGCUGCGGCGGCAGGACCAGCUCCAGCUGCUGGCGGAGGAGCAGGACCUGGAGCGUCGGUUCGAGCUGCUGAGCCGGGAGCUGCGGGCGAUGCUGGCCACGGAGGACGCCUGA
Messenger RNA from Phalacrocorax carbo (great cormorant), 3219 nucleotides. NCBI's taxonomy places the organism in Eukaryota, Metazoa, Chordata, Aves, Suliformes, Phalacrocoracidae. The record is from RefSeq and is a predicted model, not a curated record.